Messenger RNA from Anopheles coustani, 1089 nucleotides. RefSeq lists its product as uncharacterized. The record is from RefSeq and is a predicted model, not a curated record. The coding region runs from base 1 to 1089 and encodes 362 amino acids. The transcript is spliced from 4 exons. NCBI's taxonomy places the organism in Eukaryota, Metazoa, Arthropoda, Insecta, Diptera, Culicidae.
AUGCAACCCUCCGCCACGACCAUCAUGACCACGACGACGACGAGUGGGAGUCAGGGAGGGGCCACGACGACCACCACAACCACCACUGCCACCGGAGGAGGGGGAGGAGCGGGUGGCCGGAAUCAACCGCAACAGACCCCAUCGGGCAAUGGUUCGUGCUGCUCCAUACCGCCACCGAUACUGUUCCUUUUCCUGACGCUGCUCAUGACAUCCAGUGCGACGGCCAUGCUGUGUGCCGCCAUCAUGACCGAUCACUGGGAGCACGUGUCCUGGGAUCGCACCAGCCUGGACCGGAUCAGCAACGAGAGUGCCAUCGAGCUGCAGUGGUACCUGGACGGGCGGGCUGCAAAGAUUCCGCUCAAGGGCAAAGGACUCCCGUCAACCCCGAACCACCAUCAACACCACCACCACCAACAGAAGGGCGCUCCAUCGGCGCCGGUCAGCACCGACAACCGGGCCGGCGUGUUUCUCGUGCCGAUGAACGGAGGCAUCUGGACGCUCUGCAUCGACCUGACGCCCGAGGAGAUCCGCACCAUGUCGAACGAUGGGUUUCCGCAGGUCGAACAGUGCGUGAACUAUCUCGCCGGCACGAUGGAGAGCGCCCAGGGCAACGACGAGGACGCGAGGGCCGAUUGGCAACACAGUGAGUCCCAGGCCUCCUUACAUCCGCAUUUAAGAAUGCAGAACUUAUCGAUUUCCUGUUCGCUCGUGUGCCUCAUCAUACUUGGCAGUGCGGCGCUGGUGGGUGCCUUCGGCGUCUGUCAGCGUCAGAUCAGUGCCGUGCUGGUGACGGGCGUGAUGUACCUGCUAGCUGCUCUCUUUGCCUUGUUCACGCUGAUGAUAAUACACUUCAAGCGGCAGCAAGGACGACCGCUGCUCGACAGCGACUUCGACGGUACCAUCGACGGUGUGGUGGCCAUCAAGGGAACCGCCCGUGCCGCAUCGAAAUUUCUCGGUGCCCGAAUCUUCGUCACCGCCUGGAGCUUGGACCUCGGCUGGGGCGGGGUUGUCCUGUGUGCGUUCACCUCCUUCCUGUGGAUUUUGCUCUCCAAAAUCAUGCGCUUCAAUCCGCUGUCGGCAAUGAUUUGA